Messenger RNA from Lepus europaeus (European hare), 514 nucleotides. It is a transcript of the gene CST6, whose product is annotated as cystatin E/M. Lineage: Eukaryota; Metazoa; Chordata; Mammalia; Lagomorpha; Leporidae. Bases 1 to 450 code for a protein of 149 amino acids. The transcript has 3 exons. The record is from RefSeq and is a predicted model, not a curated record. Gene Ontology annotation, molecular function: cysteine-type endopeptidase inhibitor activity. Gene Ontology annotation, cellular component: extracellular exosome.
AUGGCGCGUCCGAACCUCGCACUGGCCAUGGGCCUGGCCCUGCUCGCCUUCUGCCUGCUGGCGCUGCCCGGGGACACCUGGGCCUGGCCCCGGGAGCGCAGGACCGGAGAGCGCCAGAACCUGUCGCCCAGCGACCCGCAGGUGAAGAAGGCGGCGCAGGCGGCCGUGGCCGGGUACAACAUGGGCAACAACAGCCCCUACUUCUUCCGCGACACCAAAGUCAUCAAGGCGCAGAGCCAGCUGGUGGCAGGCAUCAAGUACUACCUGACCAUGGACCUGGGCAGCACAGCCUGUCGGAAGAGCAUGGUUACUGGAGACCACGUGGACCUCACCACCUGCCCCUUGGCUGCAGGGGUAGAGGAGGAGAAUCUGCGCUGUGACUUCGAGAUCUUGGUCGUCCCCUGGCAGAACUCCUCCAGGCUGCUGAAGCAGGACUGUGUGCCACUGUAAUGGCCCCGGGCGGGCGGCCGCCGAGGGCAGCUUGGGCCCCGGCCACAAUAAAUCCCCAGCAUGC